GCAGCCCGUACAGUACUGAAUCCGAGCUGUCAGUUUGUUACGGGUUUCAUUCAUUGUUUCUGGUUUCUCCUAAAACGGAUUUCGGGAUUUUCUUUCCAUCAUGUUUGAAGAGGCGAGCGAGGUGUUUGAUAACAUGCUGAAAUCGUCCUUUCCGCUGACGAUUAUCGUGUUUUUGCCCGCAGUGUUGAUCCUGGUGUCUCCGCUCCCAGCUGAAGCGGCGCAUGAGUUCACCGUGUACCGCAUGCAGCAGUAUGACCUACAGGGACAGAACUACGGAUCGAGAAAUGCGAUUUUGAACACUGAAGCACGUACGGUGGAGGCGGAGGUGCUAAGCCGCCGUUGUGUGAUGAUGCGACUGGCUGAUUUCUCCUACGAGAAAUACCAGAAGGCUCUCCGGCAGUCUGCCGGGGCCGUUGUCAUCAUCCUCCCCAAGAAUAUGUCCACAAUGCCCCAAGACAUUGUGCAACAGUUCAUGGAGCUGGAGCCGGAACUGAUGGCCACAGAGACCAUUGUUCCUGUUUACUUUGCACUGGAAGAUGAUGAGCUGCUGUCUAUUUACACCCAGACCCAGAUCUCCUCUGCCUCACAGGGCUCCUCCUCUGCAGCUGAAGUGCUGCUGCACUCAGCCACUGCAAACGGAUUCCAGAUGGUGACGAGUGGAGCUCAGAGUAAAGCUGUGAGUGACUGGGCCAUCACCAGCCUUGAGGGUAAGUUAGCAGGAGCAGGAGGAGAAGAUCUGCCCACCAUCGUCCUUGUGGCUCACUACGACUCUUUUGGAGUGGCUCCGUGGUUGUCGUACGGAGCUGACUCCAAUGGAAGUGGUGUGGCUGUGCUCCUGGAGCUGGCGCGACUCUUCUCCAGACUCUACUCUCACAAACGGACUCACGCUGGGUAUAAUCUGCUAUUUUUCUUGUCUGGGGGUGGGAAGUUUAACUAUCAGGGCACUAAACGGUGGUUAGAGGAUAAUUUGGACCACACAGAGUCCAGUCUCCUACAGGAUAACGUGGCAUUUGUCUUGUGUUUGGACACAUUGGGGAAUGGGGACAGUCUUUACCUGCAUGUGUCUAAGCCUCCUAAAGAAGGCACACCUCAGUACGCUCUGCUCCGAGAGCUGCAAAUGGUUGUAUCUCAGCAGUACCCGGAGCUGAAGUUCUCCAUGGUGCAUAAGAAGAUCAACCUGGCUGACGACACCCUGGCAUGGGAGCAUGAGCGCUUCGGGAUCCGCCGCCUUCCUGCCUUCACGCUCUCGCACCUGGAGAGCCACCGCAGUUCCAUGCGCAACUCCAUCAUGGAUAUGCGGUCUCACGUGGAUCUGAAAAAGCUCAGUAGGAACACUAAACUAAUCGCAGAGGCUCUGGCGCGAGUCGUUUACAACCUGACUGAGAAGGGCACUAAUGGAGAUCUGGAGAUCUUCACAGAGCAGAUGCAGGUGCAGGAGGAUCAGCUGCUCUCUCUGGUCGACUGGUUGAGCGCUCAGCCUCGAGCAGCCCAGUUGGUGGAUAAAGACAGCAGUGUGGUCAGCACCCUGGAGUAUUACCUCGGCCGCUACCUCAAAGACGUCAAGAGGCAUUUUGUCAAAGCUGACAAGAGGGAUCCUGAGUUUGUCUUCUAUGAUCAGCUGAAACAGACAAUGAAUGCAUACAGAGUAAAACCAGCUAUCUUUGACUUGCUGUUGGCGCUGUGCAUUGCUGCAUAUCUCGGCAUCGUGUACUUGGCUGUCCAGCAUUUUGGGGUUUUGUACAGUGUUCUUCGUCGGCUCACAGCUCCCCGAGUCAAGCAGCAUUAACACUGCUCCAGCUCUCUUCAUCCCUGCAAUAUUAGGGACUCUUGCAGUCCUACCAUGGAGCCAAGAGUGCGUUCACGGUUUCUUUUUCUCUGACUUUUUUAAAAUGGAACUUUUUUUUUUGGUCAUGUGUGUGCACGUUUGCCUGCUUGUCCUCCUCAGUCCAAGGACAGCUUUUUUUUUUUAAAAACAGUCUUCCUGUCUGUCCAGCACUGCCUCACUCCCCUCUGCCUCAGUCUGAAGCUAGUGAGAUCUCUGCCAAGCAACAGUGAGAUGUCUUCUCAGGCAGCUAAAGUUAAAAUGGGCCAAAUCACAGCUUUGUGGUCGCUCGAUGGAGAAAGUUGGUUCAUUUGGAAACUGUUCAGAUGUGAAGGCUGAUUUUUAGUCCAGAAUUUCUUUUGAUAGAUGAAUAGAUGUGUUCAUCCUCACACGCCCUGGUUUUGCCGAGUGAUCAGUUCCACCCUUAUUGACCAAGGGACACUGAGGUUAGAUUUGAUCAGGGGAAAACACAAACUCGGGUCUGUCAUCACCACUUAGUUUUCAUUUCACUUAUUUGCUUUAAAUUGGUGCUAACCCUGAACUCACACCGGCAGCAAUGUGACACGCUUAAGCGAACAGACGUCAUUCAUUUUCAACGAGAAUUCCUGAUUUCCAGUUAAAAUCAAAAUAACCAUUAAAGAUGUGAAGUGGGCAGGACAGACGAUAUGGCAAAGUUGAGCAAAGGUUCAUUUUAUGCAAGUGAGAAGUGAAGCAACGUGACAACUACCAACAGGAGCAAGGGAGGGUUGUUUUUCCUUUAUCGCCACAACUGUGAAACAUUUUCCGUGUUUUUGUUUCCACAUUUGUUCCACCUCACAGCUCCUGAGACUCAUUCUGCUGCUACAUGUUUAAAGUCUUCAUUAAAUCAAGCUCUUAAACAUUUUACAAAAAUGUAAAAUGGCUGUCAUGAAUUGAUAAAGGUAAAAUGUUUUAGGAUUUUUUUGUUUUUGUUCCCCCCCCACUAGUAGACAGUACAACACUUAAUAACGAGAAGUAUUUUUAAUCAGAAAAAUAACUGGGUUUUUUGGUGAAAUGGGUGGUUUUCUAGAUGGGUUUUCGAGGGGAAUUCCAUUAACCUGUUGGCAACCAUGAGUAAAAUAAAGUGUAAAUAAGACAUGCCCUCGAGCAACGAAUGUGCAAAAAAAGACUUUUUAAGGUACACUAUAUAAAUAGCUUGGCAACUUUAGUUUAAGCUAAUAAGUGCUCCAAGGUAAUGAUUUGUAAACAUCUCAUGUGGUUGGAUUUAACCUAGGCUCUGCCCUUGUUAACUUGGGGAAAUCUGUCACUCAGCAAAAUCUUCCAUCAAUCCUCUAGGGUAAAAAUAAUAUAUUAAAUUGUGAUUAUUAAAAAACUGAGUAUUAAUUUCCUUAUUAAUAAUUUCAUCCCUUUAAGCUUUCCAUCAAAUUUCUUACAUCCACCACUUUGGAUAAUCAUAACAGUCCGUUCAGUGAAACAAUCACCGUAUACCUCGUCCUUCCUUUCCUUUGUUCUACUUCGCACCAGUGCUGGAGUCACUCGUUCACAUUCUUCAGUGAGAGCAAGACACUUUCCCCCCUGCUUCAGGUCUUUCUACUGUUAUUUAUAGAAGUGGAUGAAGCUUCACCUUGCACUGAUUUUACAUGGUUUCUUUCGUUUUGCUGAGAUCUAAGGUUUUGUCAGCUGUGUGAACCUCUGUACGAAAACUUUGACUCUUGCAGCAAAAUUAAAAGAGAAAGAUUUACAACAGGUCGAGGAAUAAAUUUUGUUGAAAUACAUCUGUGAUGCUGAUUUUCACUGAAACAGAUUUAAGUAUUAAAAAGUCUGCAUUCAUUA
This is a messenger RNA of Neoarius graeffei (lesser salmon catfish), 3634 nucleotides long. RefSeq names its product nicalin (gene ncln). Gene Ontology annotation, cellular component: endoplasmic reticulum membrane. Lineage: Eukaryota; Metazoa; Chordata; Actinopteri; Siluriformes; Ariidae. The record is from RefSeq and is a predicted model, not a curated record. Gene Ontology annotation, biological process: regulation of signal transduction. Bases 101 to 1786 code for a protein of 561 amino acids. The transcript is spliced from 15 exons.